This is a messenger RNA of Athene cunicularia (burrowing owl), 6598 nucleotides long. RefSeq names its product BRCA1, DNA repair associated (gene BRCA1). The coding region runs from base 167 to 5728 and encodes 1853 amino acids. Gene Ontology annotation, cellular component: BRCA1-A complex; BRCA1-BARD1 complex; nucleus. Gene Ontology annotation, biological process: positive regulation of transcription by RNA polymerase II; double-strand break repair via homologous recombination; negative regulation of fatty acid biosynthetic process. Gene Ontology annotation, molecular function: zinc ion binding; DNA binding; ubiquitin-protein transferase activity. The record is from RefSeq and is a predicted model, not a curated record. NCBI's taxonomy places the organism in Eukaryota, Metazoa, Chordata, Aves, Strigiformes, Strigidae. The transcript is spliced from 23 exons.
GGGGCGGCGCGUCCCGGCGAUGGAAAGGGCGCGAAAUGCGCCGCUGCGGGGCGGCCGCUGAGGGUGCGUGAGCGCCUCUGGGUCGGGCGAGCGGUUCUGGCUCCGGCCGCCGCCGCUGCCUUCUGUCCCCGCCUUGCAGCGUCCUGAGUGUUUUUGGAUGUGAAGGAUGGACUUCUCAGUGAUUGCUAUUGGAGAGGUACAAAAUGUGCUUUCAGCUAUGCAGAAGAAUUUGGAGUGCCCAAUAUGCUUGGAUGUGAUAGAAGAGCCAGUUUCAACAAAAUGUGAUCACAUAUUUUGUAGGUUCUGCAUGUUCAAACUCCUCAGCAAAAAGAAAAAAGGUGUGGUACAGUGUCCUCUGUGUAAGACAGAAGUUACCAAGAGAAGUCUGAAAGAAAAUUCCAGAUUUAAGCAACUAAUUGAAGGAUUACUAGAAACUAUCCAUGCGUUUGAGCUUGACACUGGAGUAAAGUUUUUAAACAGUCAUCACUUUCCUAAAACAUCCACUGAAGCCACUGCUGCUGAGUUCCUGUGUAAAGAAGGUUCUGUCAUCCAAAGUAAGGGCUUCAGAAACAGGAAAAAAAGUGCUAAAGAAAAUGGACAAGAAAACUGCAUCUUGCAGGAAGCUAAUGUGGAUAUGCAGCUUACAGAUACUGGGGUCAGAAGGUGUUCCCUAAGAAACAAAACCCAGAAAUGUCGCUCUGAGAAGGGGAUUUAUAUAGAGCUUGGCUCUGAUUCAUCUGAAGAGCUUUUGAAACAGGCAAACAAUACUGGGUUAGAAGACAAAGUGCUUCAGAUUUUGUCUAAAGAGAAGCUAGAAAGACUGGAGAGUGCUGAGAGAGAGAAUGAAUAUUCCCGCAAUACACAGCCUGGCACGCCAGGUGCUGAAGAAAUAAUUCUACCAAAUGUCGUAGGUGAAAGUGAUUUCUCGAAGGAAAGCUUGAGCAAGAAAAGCACUCGCAGCAUUGAUGAACAUGCCAAACCUGGCCAAGUGAAUGUGACUGAAAACCAGAGUUCUCCUUUAAAUGUUCUUGGUGUAGACCUGCUCACAGAGCAGUGUGAUGGAGCAGGUAGUGCCAGUCCCUUAAGGAAUGGGGACACAUCUUUCUUUAAGAACACAGAAGGAAUGGGUGCAGAGCAAACUCAAUGCAAUAGUGAAAGCAAAGAGUUUGACUUAAAAGGUAGCUCAGAGUGCAGUUUGGAUAAAAGCAAGGAAAUGGAUAUUAUUGCACAAAAUGUAAAAGCUGCGGAAAUGUAUGAACCUGAGAGUGAUUCUCUCUGUGAAAAGGAACUUCCUCUGGAGAAACUACUUCAGCCAGAGACGCCUCACUGUGGUACCAUGAAUCAGGUUUCUAGGAAGAGACUGAAGCGAAGCAUUCAGAAAGUCAAUGAAUGGUUUUCAAAAAGCGACGACAUUCUGUCUUCCAGUUCUUCCCAGGAUGAUUCUGCUGGAGCAACUGAUGUUUCAGGUGAAGAAGAUCCAUGUUUAUCAGAUAAAGAUUCCUGUAUUUCAGAGAAGACUGACCCUAUGGUAGAUUCCAUGGCAAUUGCAGUGGUUGAAGGAAACAAGAGAUGGUCAAAAGAAACAGCAGAUAGGAUUGAAGACAAAAUAUUUGGGAAAACAUACAAGAGAGGGAGGAAGUCAAAUCACCCUAUUAUCUUGAGAGACAUUUUACCUACUACAAAAAAGGAAGAUGUGGCUGCUUAUGACAAGUGCUUGAAUAAUUCCAGUAAAGAUGGACUGAAACGAAAAAGGAAGUCUUCCUAUGUCCUGCAACCUGAGGAUUUCAUUAACAAAAAAGUUACAGAAGAGGCAGAUGGGUGCCCUCAAAGUGUUAACCUUGGAGAUGCAGAAAAGAAAAGAUGUGAUGAAAGUUCUGCUGUUAAUGAGAGUCAGGUCUCUGAAAAUAGAGUGGAUAGUACACCAGCAGAACUUGAGGAAGGAGGAGGAUCCAUAUGGAAAACAGCUACUGAAAAGGUGGCUGGCAAGCACUGUGAUGGGGAGCUGGAACUGAGUCACUGUGAUCAGAAAAGCACUAAGAAAGGUUCUGCAGCAAAAAGAUGCAGACGUUCUGCUAGAAGCAUGUGUGUUCUACAGCUAGUGGAUAGAAACUCUCUUUCCCCUGACCCAGAAGAGCCACAGAUUGACAGUUAUCCAAGCAGUGGGGAACCAAGGAAAGGGGGUUCUGAGCAAAGACAAGUCAGGCGCAGCAGGAGGCUUCGGUUACUUUCUGAAGAAAUUACAAAAACUGGAAAAGGAGCAGUAAUUAAGGGAGUAAGAAAGUAUGACAGUGAUCAUGAAGGAUCAUCCUUUGCAGUCCAGAGGAGUGUGUUAGUUCACAGUUCUGAAUGCAAAGCCCUGUGUGAGCCCCCAGGUACACUGAGUUAUGAGCCACUCACUAAUCUAAAGGGUGAUGAUCUGGAAAGGAAUGGAAUACAGGUUAAUCUAAAGAAUUCAUCUGACACUGCAGCAACUGGAAAAAGUCUCUUCAACCCAACAUCUUCAUGUCAGCAUUCAAAUUGUUGUUCCUUUGCACCUGAUGUAGGUUCUCCAGAAGGUGAAAUACUCCGCAGCCCUGUUGUCCCACAGUCUCCUUCAGUGACUUCGGUGCAAGCUGCUUCCCACCCAGCUGAAGUGGUGACUGAACCAUGUGCUGCUGCUCCCCAGGACAGUGGACGCGACACACAAAAUGUUCCAGGAGACUUUGGAACUGAGAAGUUGCCGAUGGCUGAAAAAGUUUUGGAAUUGACCAAGGAAGCUGAAGAUAGCGAGUUAGACACACAGUAUCUGCGGAAUAUAUUUAGGCAUUCAAAACGUCUGUCCUUUAGCCUUUAUCCUACUCCCGUGAAAGCGUGUACAGGAGAGGAUGCUGCUUCUGCAACUUUAAAGAUAUCAUGUGCUGAAGGGGCAGAAAAUAAGCAUAGCAAAUACUUAAAAACAAAAGACUUGCAAGAAGAGACUACAACUGUUGAAAGAUUGAGUAGAGUUUGUGAGAAAGAGAAGCUUAAGACACAUGAAUCUGCUUGUGUUAAUCCCUUGACUUGCUUUGUCAGCAACACUGACCGUAUGUGCACUGGGGAACAUCGGGAAGGUGUUUCACAGGUUGCAAGUCAAGGGACUCUGACAGCAGUAAGAACGGGUACUGCUAAGGCUGAAAGCAACAACAAAUUGCACAACAAAUCGCAAAAAGGAGAGCAAGGAAACAAAGACACAGUGUCAGCUGAUGUAGGGAUAGAAUGUGAGCUGAGACAGAAUCCAGCCAAAAGUAAUAGAAGCCAGAGUGAUCAGAGUAACAUGGAAGAGAACACUUUCAAGAGAACUGAUUUAAACACAGGUGAUGAAAUAUGCUUUGGUUCAGAAAACGAUCAAGGAGGAAGGGCCAAAAUUGUUGACAGCAAAGGACCAAUACUGCAUUUUCAGUCCAGAUCAGUGAUUUGUUCUGUGACUUGUCAGCAAAAGCCUGCUGAAUUCAGCCGUGAAGUCCUUUUGAAAAAAAUUAGCAGAAGAGAAAGAAAAGGGGAUGAAGAACAAGCAACCCAAGCUGGUAGCACAGGGAUGCCUGAGUGUUUAGCCACAGAGGCUCUAGAAGAGCCUCUUAAAGGGAACAGUGAUUUUACAGGUUUGUCUGAAACCUCUGAUGGCUUACUGUGCUCUGAUGAGAUCGAAGAGAACACCAGCUUUUCUGAAAUUGAUAGGAGAGAGAGAUCUGCUGUGUUUGUAAGAGGAUGUGACAAUGCCCUGGUAAAAGAACCAAACAAUAGAGAUGUUAGUUCUAAGCCAAGAUCUCAAGGUAUUCAAAGAUCUCGAAGGAGAGCGCGGAAACUGCAAUCUUCAGAUGAAGAAUCUAGUGAGGAUGAAGAUUUCCCAUGUUUUCAGACAAUGCUCAGCAAAUCAGUAAGCACGCCAUUGCAGAUAAAUAAACAAGUGACAUCUGUGAAAGAGUCUUCAGUAAGUCCCAUCACAUCACCUCACAGUGGAAGUGAUGAUGACAAUGUGCAGGAAAUGCCUGAAGCUGCCCUAAGUAACAGGUGUGUUUCACCAAACGAGGGGUCAGAACACUCGGUCAACUUAUUUUCUUCCCAGUCCAACUUGUCUGAAGAAUCAGUUGAUGGAGCACAAGAGCUGGAGAAAUCUUCGAUACAAAUUCAUACAUGCAGACAAGUGAGCAGUGUGAAUGAGGGUGAAGAAACAUCUCAAAGUUGUAAUGGAGGUCUGAAGAGAAGCAAAACUAACUUCAGAGAUGAAUGCCAAGAAGACCCAACCAUGGGAGCCAACCAAGGUGAAGCAUCUGGAUAUGACAGUGAAACAAGUUAUGUAGAAGAUUCAUGUGGACCGUUCUCUCAGGGUGAAAUUCUUACCACACAGCAGAAGAAUGCUAUGCAAAGUAACUUAAAAAAACUUCAGCAAGAAAUGGCUGAACUUGAAGCAGUGCUAAAGCAGCAUGGAAGUCAGGCCUGUGAAUUUUUACCUAUCCCGUCCAGUAGUGAAGGAACACUUGGAAUGGAACAAAUGAGACAAGAGAGAGGAGCAGAGUCAACCUCAGAGGGAAAUGUUGAAAAACACAAAUGCAGCAGUUCAAAGGGAUUUUCAGCCAAUGAUUUCCAUGUUAUAUCAAGUGAUUCUCUCAACAGUAAAAUUAAAGAGUUAGAAAGGUCUCCAGAAUUGUUGUUUCCACCUUCUAAAUCCUGUUUGUUAAAGAGACCAGAUUUGGAGAAACAUCUUCAGUGUGAUGGUGUUCUGAAGAGCAAAGCUUCUUCUGGGAAGAUAAAACCUGUGCAGGAAGCAGGGCAAGACUAUAGUCACUGUCCUCUUGAAGCAGAAAACACAGAUGAGCAGAAAUCUGGGACCAGGCUAAACAGCACAUCUGUCUUAUCAAAUCUCUCUGGAAAUGUGACCAGGAGCCCAAGUAACUCUUCCUCCUCUGUAAGGGUGCUUAGCCCUCGAGCUGCAGAAGCAACAAAUAGUUCUGUUGUAGCUCAAGAUGCUAAUAAAAGCUGUGCUCAAGACUGUAAAUUGAAGAGAACUGUGUGUGUUCCUGUAUCUGGUCUGCACAAUGCAGCUGGGAAAGAAAAUGCUACAAGUACAGUUGUGACUAACAGGAGAGAAAUGUCAAUUGUUGCAUCGGGUCUGAAUCAAAGUGAAUAUUUGGUGGUUCGGAAGUUUGCAAGAAAAACUCAGAGCACUUUAUAUAAUCACAUUACUGAAGGAACGACUCAUGUCAUAAUGAAAACAGAUAAGGAGCUGGUGUGUGAGCGGACACUGAAGUACUUUCUGGGUAUUGCAGGAAGAAAAUGGGUAGUUAGUUAUCAGUGGGUAAUUCAGUCUUUCAAAGAAGGAAGGAUACUGGAUGAGGAAGACUUUGAAGUUAGAGGAGAUGUAAUCAAUGGGAGAAACCACCAAGGUCCUAAGAGGGCUAGACAGUCUCUGACUGAAAAGAUCUUUAAAGACUUUGAGAUCUGUUGCUAUGGACCUUUUACUGAUAUGACUACAGAACACCUAGAAUGGAUGGUGGAGCUUUGUGGUGCCUCUGUUGUGAAGCAACUUCAUCUGUUCACACACCCAACAAGUUCUACUGCUGUCGUGGUUGUGCAGCCAGAUGCUUGGAUGGAAAACACAGACUAUAGAGAAAUCCAGCAAAAGGACAAUGUUGCCAUGGUGACUCGAGAGUGGGUAUUAGACAGUGUUGCUUGCUAUGAGUGCCAGGAGUUGGAAGCUUACCUUGUGUCCUGAGGGUGAUCUGCAGUUCUUUUCCCAUUACUCAGAAAUUCUCAUCAGUGCUGAUAGCUUAGUAAUUAUUUUAAGGACUGAGAAUUUUUAAGUCACUUCUACAGAGAUUAUGUGCAUGUAGUGUUCUUGUUCAGAGUAAAAUAACUAUAUUUUUAUUAAAAAAUUACUUAAACAACACUACCAUAUAGAGAGGAAUUACCAGCUGUUCUUUAAAGAUUAAGAUUUCUCAUUUCAAAAUAGUCCUUUAAUGUAAAACAAAGUUUUAAAAGUUAAAAAAUUUAGCACAUGGUCUCCUCAAGGAGAUGGUGAUGUGUUAUUUACCAUUGCAGUCAGUUCCCGUUUAUGUACUCGAGGACAUUUGGGAGACAGUCAUUUAAAAGAGUAAUAUUGGGCUCAAGGCUUGAAUUAGAAUGUAUUUGCACUCCUGAGUAACCUCCAUCCUUUCAUUUUGGAUAAAUAACCCACCCGGAAUAAUAAGGGUGUAUACCAGUACAAUGGAAUAUUAUUUUGUAAUUACAAACACAUUGGCCUGGUUAAUCUUAAGACGUGGAUUAUAGUUGUGUUGAAAACUAUACAAACAGCUCUUCUGUUGCGUAUAAAAGCGUCAACUUGCAUUAACCAGAAGAAUUAUCUGCAAGUACAGCCCCUGAAAAGCCAACACUUUAAUUUCAGUAUAAAUCAAUCCUUAAAACCACAGGCCUGUACCAGUGUGGUGUCAAUCUUAUUUCUGAGAAGUGUAUGUGGCACCUAUGGAGAGAUAAUAAACAGAUGCACUUUAGUAUCCCAGUGACCUAUAAUAAGUUCCCUAAGAAUCUGCUUCUAAUAGUCCCUGCCUGCAAAAUGAGAUUGCAAAGAAAAUUGCUUUUUAUGGAA